Molecule: messenger RNA, 2129 nt
Organism: Prosopis cineraria
Lineage: Eukaryota; Viridiplantae; Streptophyta; Magnoliopsida; Fabales; Fabaceae
Product: protein DETOXIFICATION 46, chloroplastic
Exons: 14
Coding region: 135-1829 (564 amino acids)
Biological process (GO): transmembrane transport
Cellular component (GO): membrane
Molecular function (GO): xenobiotic transmembrane transporter activity; antiporter activity
Source: RefSeq, a predicted model, not a curated record
AGAAUUACAAACCACUCGCUUUUCGGCCCCUUUUUUGUGCUUUGUCUUCCUUUCUCCUCCCUCCAUUUUCUUGGAAGUUGGAAGCCACUUUUCUGCUUCACUCCUUCAUCGCCAUCAAAAUCACCAAAUCAGAGAUGGCAUGUAAACUACAGACUCGCGUUCUUCACAACACUUCCUACAAGAACACUUGUACUUCAUCAUCACUUCCUCAAUCUUCAACCGCCUUGUUCUUCAAUCACCAAGACCUCGAUUCAUCCCGACCUUCCGUUCACAUUCCUACGUUCCCUUCAAAUCUAUUCCUCAAAACUUACAGGACGCAUCGCGAUUGGUUCGUGACCACUUGCGUUAAUCGGACUCGAGAACUCACCGAUGAUGGCCGCGAAACUUUUAUUGCAAAUGAGGAUUAUGUGGAUGAGGAUUCUCGAAAGCAAGAAGGCGAAGUUGAAGUGGUGGAAAAGGUAGAGAAGAAGGAACUGGCUGACCAGAGUUUAUGGGGUCAGAUGAAGGAAAUUGUAAUGUUUACAGGACCGGCAACGGGACUUUGGAUAUGCGGACCACUAAUGAGUCUUAUUGAUACGGCCGUUAUUGGUCAGGGAAGCUCCAUUGAGCUUGCUGCCUUAGGCCCUGCUACAGUUGUGUGUGAUUACAUGAGCUACGCGUUCAUGUUUCUCUCGAUUGCGACUUCUAACAUGGUAGCUACUGCCCUUGCUAAACAGGAUGGAGAAGAAGUGCAGCAUCACAUCUCUGUCUUGCUUUUAGUUGGGUUAGCUUGUGGCUUCGUGAUGCUUUUGUUCACAAGAUUAUUUGGUGCAUCAAUGCUCACUGCUUUUACUGGGUCAAAGAAUUUACAUGUAUUGCCUGCAGCAAACACUUAUGUCCAGAUUCGAGGCUUGGCAUGGCCUGCAUUACUUGUUGGAUGGGUUGCGCAAAGUGCUAGUCUUGGUAUGAAGGAUUCUUGGGGACCCUUGAAGGCUUUGGCCGCUGCUAGUGCUAUAAAUGGCAUUGGUGAUAUAGUUUUGUGUAUCUAUAUGGGCUAUGGUAUUGCAGGGGCUGCAUGGGCUACAAUGGCAUCACAAGUUGUUGCUGGGUAUAUGAUGCUUCAGAGUCUAAAAGGGAAGGGAUACAAUGCAUUUGCCCUCUCCAUUCCCUCAGCCCAGGAGUUUUUUUCGAUAGUUGGGCUCGCUACCCCUGUAUUUGUAACACUAAUGUCAAAGGUGGGCUUCUACUCACUACUUAUAUAUUUUGCCACAUCAAUGGGCACUCAUACAAUGGCUGCUCAUCAAGUCAUGGUUCAAACCUUCUGCACGUGUACAGUAUGGGGUGAACCUCUCUCUCAAACUGCCCAAUCGUUUAUGCCUGAAUUGAUUUAUGGCGUUAAACGGAGCUUGGCAAAGGCUAGAGUACUUCUAAGGUCUCUGGUAAUAAUUGGAGCUAUACUUGGGUUGCUGUUAGGAAUUGUUGGAACAUCAAUUCCUUGGUUAUUCCCCAAAAUUUUUACGCCUGACCAGAUGGUUAUCCAGGAGAUGCACAAGGUGCUAAUUCCUUACUUCAUAGCGCUUGCUAUAACACCCCCUACUCUUGGCCUUGAAGGAACAUUGCUGGCUGGACGGGAUCUAAGAUUUAUAAGUUUAUCAAUGGGCGGAUGCUUCACCUUUGGUGCAUUUGUACUAUUGAUAUUGAGCAGCAGAUAUGGCUUGCAAGGCUGCUGGUUUGCUCUCGCAAUAUUUCAAUGGGCUCGGUUUUCGAUGUCCCUCCAGCGCCUUCUUUCACCCAAUGGCAUGUUAUUCUCUGAAGAUUUUGAGCAGUAUAAGCAAUUAAAGGCUGCAUAGAUCAGUAGCUUAGUUUUAUAUAAUAUAGUCCAUGACACACCUUGAUUGGGAAUUUGGGAUAGAAGAAGCACUCUUGUAUUUAUUUUUAAAGUGUCGAGGGAUAGGCAUGCCGUUACGGUCUACAUGCCAGAGCUCAUUAAUUCUUAAACGCAUGAUGCGAUGCAAGCAAUUUAUAAGCUUUAGUGUUCCUCCUGUUAUUUUAUUUCUAAAUUUAAAUCUGGAUUAUAUUCCUUGUAGAAUCUAGAAUGUGUCAAUGUGAUGUGGUCUUAUAAAUGCAAGCCUGCUGUUGAUUAUGCCAAA